Molecule: messenger RNA, 1632 nt
Organism: Annulohypoxylon truncatum
Lineage: Eukaryota; Fungi; Ascomycota; Sordariomycetes; Xylariales; Hypoxylaceae
Product: calmodulin
Exons: 7
Coding region: 531-980 (149 amino acids)
Biological process (GO): spindle pole body organization
Cellular component (GO): central plaque of spindle pole body
Molecular function (GO): calcium ion binding; enzyme regulator activity
Source: RefSeq, a predicted model, not a curated record
ACUUAACAAUUUAUCGUAGGUCCAAUGUCCAUAUCAUGUUCGUAGACCUGUAGUCUUGUACAUGUGUAUAUAGUACUUGUUAUACUUGUAUGUACUUGGGUAGGUAUUUACAUAUCUUCAUCAGGCGAAAAGAGGCGAUAAAUGAUCGUUCUGUGAUAGCCCAAGGCAAACAGGCCGGCUGCCUCGAAGCCAGACGACCCCUACCCCCCUAAAACGCUCGACCUUCCCCCCCCUUUAAAAAGCCCCCCGGAACAUUGAAGGGUACUUUAAAGCUAGCAAGCCCCUCCACUCGUCCUUUUCUCCCCACUAUUUUGAAAUCCAGCCCUGCCUUGUUCUGUUUUGGUCUUCGUUAGUAUUAUUAUUCUAAACUAUUUUCAAAACCAGAGAAGGCCCUCUUCUUCCUCCUUGGCAACCUACAUCUCUCGUGGUAACUGCGACAAACGACACCGACUCACAUUCGUUCCUCUGCUGCGUCAAACAAUCUCAAGCUACUCAAUUCCUCGCAUCACAGAAAGGAAAACAGCUCAAUCAUGGCCGACUCACUUACCGAGGAACAGGUCUCCGAGUUUAAGGAGGCAUUCUCUCUCUUUGACAAAGAUGGCGAUGGACAAAUCACCACUAAGGAACUAGGCACGGUCAUGCGAUCGCUGGGCCAAAAUCCCUCCGAGUCUGAGCUACAGGACAUGAUUAACGAGGUCGAUGCUGACAACAAUGGAACCAUCGACUUCCCUGAGUUCUUGACCAUGAUGGCACGCAAGAUGAAGGAUACCGACUCCGAGGAAGAGAUCCGAGAAGCCUUCAAGGUUUUCGAUCGUGAUAACAACGGUUUCAUCUCUGCUGCCGAGCUCCGCCACGUCAUGACCUCCAUUGGAGAGAAACUCACCGAUGACGAGGUCGAUGAGAUGAUCCGUGAGGCUGACCAGGACGGCGAUGGCCGCAUUGACUACAACGAGUUUGUCCAGUUAAUGAUGCAGAAAUAGAAUGGGAAAGGAACUUGUCGGACUUUCGCUAGCCUGUUGAUCGCCAUACCCACCUCUUAUGUUGCGACGAAGUUUCCUUUUUUCUCUCGGGAUUGUGCCCAAUGGGACACUGUUGAUUGAGUUGAAAUUAUCAAUUCACGAGGUAUACGCAAGAAUGGUGUUAGGUUGGAAGACGGGUAGGAUCUCCUCCACCAACGGCUGACUUGACAAUACAUUUCCCGAUUAAAACAUUCACACGGAAACAUGAGCGUGACUCCAUCUCUUACGAAGCUUCUACAUGUAUUGUCGCGUGAAUAUUACAGCUGUGCAAUUUCAAGAAAUAGAGCCUUAUUCAUUGCCACAUUAUCCUAUCACUAGCCAAUGCAGUAGUUCAUAUAUCAAAAUUGAUCCCAUAACAAAUAUUUUUCGAACCAACUUCAGUUUAUGUAGUUAGUCAUGUUGACAUCUACACCAACUCUUAGGCUAGGCAAGCAAAGACAGCAUAGCAAAGAAGGUCAUUCCCUUACAGGGUACCUGUGUAAACAUAAGGCUAUGUUAGUUCAAAUUUACAGUGAACCUCGAUAUGAAUUCUUCUUACUCUCUCCAAGAGGUCGGUCGGGAUAUAAGUGAAAUUAUAUUCUGUAUGAUGGCUGACAUAUCAAUUCUUCCUAAG